AGACCACAAACUAUAUAAAGAUGCUAAAACUUAACAAAAUAUCUGAUUUAAAUAUGUUGUUUGACAAUUUACCACUUGACUAUUUAUAAAUUAUAAAAAAUAAUGGACAACAUAACUGGUAAAAGAAUUACCUAUAAGCGAACACGACCAAAUCCUCUAUUUCAAGAGUGGCUUUCAGAACUGUACGAGGAAGCGAAUGUGAAAAAAAGUAAAUUGGAACCGAUGCUGAAGGAAGCUUUAGAUUCAAUAUCAAAAUAUCCUUUAACGCUUCAAACUGGAGCUGAAUGUGCUAUUCUUAAGGGGUUCGAUAAAAAGCUGUGUAGAUUCUUAGAUAGACGUUUGGAAGUUUAUCACUUUAAUAAUAGUCAAAAUGUGGAGGAUGUGCUUGUACCAACACAAAAUAUUCAAUUUGAACCGAAUACUAUUUCUAUCAAACAUAGUAGUACUUCUCCGUCAUUUAAUAUUGCUGAUAAUUAUAUCCCAAGUAGCAAUACAAAAUGUUCAGAAAAAAAUCCAGUUGAAAUGUGUCCAUUAAAUGAGUCGCUUUGUGAUAGAACAAAUAAAAAUUCACCAAAAAAGAUAACAAAAAAAUCUAAACGAAAGAUAUAUACACCAGCAUAUAGAUCUGGAGGUUAUGCCAUUUUGAUAACUUUAUUAGAGAAUAGUAAAGAAAAUCCAGACAAACCAUCACUAACAAAGGAGAUGUUAAUAGAUGGGGCCCAAAAACAUAGUGAAGAAUCAUUUACUAGACCAAAACCGGACACUUUCUAUACAGCUUGGUCAAACAUGAGCAGAUUAGUAAGUAAGGGGUAUGUGUUGAAAAUUAGAAAUAAAAAAGUAGAGUAUAUGUUGACUGAUGAAGGAAUAACAUUAGCUGAAGAGUUAAUGAGAGAUACAGCAACCAGACCUACACUUAAUGAUAUUAUAUUCAAUGAUAUUGUAAAUACUAACACAGAUGUUGAAAGUGUUAGUUUAGAUGGAAAUUUAGUAAAUAGUGUGUUGCCACAUGAUUUUCAGUCAAGUCAGAGACAAUUGAAAAAUUAUUCACCAGUUAGCAAUAAGGAAAUAAAUAAUUAUGUGAAUGUUGAGAUGGCACCUGGUUCAUUUGAUAUCAUAUUGUUGAUUGAUAAAAAUGAAACUGGAGGAUUGACAAAGAAGAAUGAUCCUACAGUGGCACAGUUCAAUAAAUAUCCAGAUCUAAAGCAUGAAUACAGAAGUUUGAAAGUUGGUGACUUUACAUGGAUAGCUAGAAGUAGUGUCAAUAGAGAACAAGAAUUAGUUCUUCCAUAUGUGAUAGAAAGAAAAAGAAUGGAUGAUCUUGGAGCUAGCAUCAAAGAUGGAAGGUUCCAUGAACAGAAAUUUAGAUUAAGAAAAUGUGGUUUAAAGAAUAUUAUUUAUAUGGUGGAAAAUUAUGGCAAAAACAAACAUGUAGGCCUACCAAUACAGUCUCUAAUGCAGGGUUUGUCUAAUACAAGGGUGCAGGAUGGCUUUAAAGUUCAUGUGACAGAUUCUCUAAGUAAUUCUGCUAGAUUCUUGGCUAUGAUGUCUAAAAGACUGACUAUAGAAUAUAAGAAUAAAUAUUUAAAAGGCUGUAAUAAAGAACCAGUAUGUGAAGAGUUGAUGACAUUUGAAUAUUUCAAUGUAACAUCAUCUAAAACGAAGCCACUUACUGUAAAGGAGACCUUUAUAAAAUUGUUAUUGCAAUUAAGAGGGGUAUCUGUUGAGAAAGCCUUAGCUAUAACUAAUGUAUACAACACACCUGCACUACUCAUUAAGGCUUAUCAGAACAGUGAUGAUAAGGAAGGAGAAUUCCUACUUGCUGACUUGAAAUAUGGUGAUCUAAGUCGAAAAGUGGGACCGCUAGUGAGCAAGUCCAUCUUUCAAUUGUUUUCUAAUAGAUUUAUGUUAUAGUUCCUCUCCUAUCUCGAUAUUUUUCUAUUUGUAUACUAGUGGCAUACAAAUAGAAGAAUAUCGU
Messenger RNA from Achroia grisella, 1975 nucleotides. RefSeq names its product crossover junction endonuclease MUS81 (gene mus81). The record is from RefSeq and is a predicted model, not a curated record. Gene Ontology annotation, molecular function: 3'-flap endonuclease activity; crossover junction DNA endonuclease activity; DNA binding. The transcript has 3 exons. The coding region runs from base 103 to 1911 and encodes 602 amino acids. Gene Ontology annotation, biological process: mitotic intra-S DNA damage checkpoint signaling; double-strand break repair via break-induced replication; DNA catabolic process. NCBI's taxonomy places the organism in Eukaryota, Metazoa, Arthropoda, Insecta, Lepidoptera, Pyralidae. Gene Ontology annotation, cellular component: Holliday junction resolvase complex; nucleus.